AUGCAACAGAAGACCAGAUCCCGGGAUUCCUCCUCCCCGGCACCGUGGUCAGACACGGCUGCGUUUGAGACCGGGCAGGGACACGUCAAGUCCUCGGCCCCCACUGGUUCUGAGGAGUCACCUGCUACGGAGACUGAGCCUACACCAGAUAUCAUUCCCGAUCCCCCCUCCGCUGUCGAGGAGUCUGGGGGAACCCUCUCCCCAACUCGGGCGGCCUAUGAGAUUCCUGCAGCAUCGCCACACGAGGCACGACCCAUUCCUGCUCCUGGGGUCCAAGCUGAUCCACCAUCUGCCCUGGACUUACCAGCACUGCCUCCUAAUCUGGCCCUGACUCUGGGUCUACCGUUGGUGCCUGCUCCAGGGCUCCAGUUGGUGCCUGCUCCAGGGCUCCAGUUGGUGCCUGCUCCAGGGCUCCAGUUGGUGCCUGCUCCAGGGCUCCAGUUGGUGCCUGCUCCAGGGCCGUCCUCUGGUUUCUGCACUGGGGGCACACCACGUGCCUGCUCUCCACUGCUGGGGCACAGCCCACCUCUGUGGGGGAACCACCUCCAUGCCUGCUCUCCACUGCUGGGGCCUGGCCUGCCUCAGUUGGGGAGCUGCCGCCGCUGGGCCUGCUCUCCUCUCUCCUCCCAGGUGCAGGGUGGAUGCCCGCGGCAGUGCUCGUGCCCCACCUCACCGCCCUCAUGCCCACCAGGCGUCAGCUGGGUGACAGACUCCUGUGGCUGCUGUAAGGUGUGUGCCAGGCAGUACAACCAGGACUGCAGCCCUAGCCAGCCUUGUGACCACAUCAAGGGCCUGCACUGCCACCUAGGGUCUGGAGGAGAUCCGGAGACAGGACUGUGUCGAGCUGAGGCCAUGGGUCGUCCCUGUGAGCUGAACGGCCGGGUCUACCAACACGGGGAGGACUUCCAGCCCAGCUGCCAGCACCAGUGCAGCUGUAUGGACGGCGUGGUGGGCUGCAUGCCCCUGUGCCCACACCAGGUACCACUACCAGGUUGGCACUGCUCCCGGCCCCGGCUGGCCAGGCUGCCAGGACGCUGCUGCGAGGAGUGGCUUUGUGACGAUGACAACCAUAUCAAGGAGGACUCCAGAGAGGUUGACCACGCUCCACCUCCUUCCCCACCCCAGCACCCUGAUCUUACCAGCAAUGAGCUGCUCAUGGCUCCCACCCCCUGGGACUCAAGUGCUGGAGCGUCAUAUCAAGAGUGGAUCUCCUCCCCCCAGUCCCAUGCCUUACUUCCCUCAACCUGCUUCCUGCAAACCACUGAUUGGUCGCCUUGCUCAGCCACGUGUGGGAUGGGCGUGUCCAGCCGAGUAACCAGUAGCAACGCUGAGUGUCGGUUGGCCAGAGAGACACGACUGUGCCAGAUCCGGCAGUGUGAUCUUGCCCUCACCCCUUCUCCCAAGAAAGGGAAGAAGUGCCAACGCACAAUACGUCCUCGCAAACCUGUCCGGAUCAAGUUCAGCGGCUGCUCUACAGCGCGCCAGUAUCGUCCUCGUUCCUGUGGUUUGUGUGCCGACGGCAGCUGCUGCACUCCUUCUCUGACGCGCACGGUGAACCUUCACUUCCGCUGUCCCGGAGGCAGGCAGGACUUUACCCGUAGCGUGAUGUGGAUCCAGCGUUGCCGCUGCAGCCAGAGCUGUCAAAGUCAAGGGCUUGCCUCCCCGGGCUCUCUCAGUCUGCCUAACGACAUCCAUACCUUCUCCCACUGA
Messenger RNA from Salvelinus namaycush (lake trout), 1710 nucleotides. RefSeq names its product cellular communication network factor 1, like 1 (gene ccn1l1). Gene Ontology annotation, biological process: signal transduction. Gene Ontology annotation, cellular component: extracellular region. Bases 1 to 1710 code for a protein of 569 amino acids. The record is from RefSeq and is a predicted model, not a curated record. The transcript has 7 exons. NCBI's taxonomy places the organism in Eukaryota, Metazoa, Chordata, Actinopteri, Salmoniformes, Salmonidae. Gene Ontology annotation, molecular function: protein binding.